CAGCUGCGUACGUUCCACAAUGUAUGUCGCCAUCGCGCAUAUGCUGUGACAAAGAAAGCGUGUGGAAGCUCGACAGUACUGGGGUGCAGGUACCACGGAUGGAGUUAUGAUACAAAAGGACACCUGAUUAAAGCUCCGGAGUUCGAAAACGUGGCAGAAUUUGACAAAGAGAAGAACGGGCUAUGGGAAGUGAAGACUGAGGUUCGGGAGGGGAUGGUAUGCAUCAACUUUGAUGCGGGUCGCGAUAUUGAAAGUAUGAGUCCCGCAGAGGGGGAAAUCAUGCUGAGAAGAUGGGGUGUGGCAAUGAUGCAAUGCGUUGUAGAUUGGAAGAUUGAAGCAUCCGUGAACUGGAAGUCCCUUGAAACAUUGAAGAUGCACACUUCGUCGGAAAUCGAUCAAAUGAUUGCAAACGCGCAAGAGAGUCGAAGGCAGGGAUCCUCUUCUUCCUUCACUACCUCUGCUCUACAGGCUCACAUGAACGAACUGCUGGAGGUGCAUCUCAGUGCGGAGAGAAGAGCAGGUGCCGAGAUUCAUCCUGCAGCUCAAAUCCAGAACUUCUCUAUGGAAGGUAAAGCUGAUGAUGAAUGUAAGAAGGUCUCUCCUGGUGUGUUGAGUGAUUUGCUAACAUCGUCACGCAGUCUGUAA
Molecule: messenger RNA, 645 nt
Organism: Hyaloscypha bicolor E
Lineage: Eukaryota; Fungi; Ascomycota; Leotiomycetes; Helotiales; Hyaloscyphaceae
Product: putative biphenyl dioxygenase subunit alpha
Exons: 2
Molecular function (GO): 2 iron, 2 sulfur cluster binding
Source: RefSeq, a predicted model, not a curated record